GAGACUUGUGCUUUAUAUGGGUUGUGCUUCGAUCAUGUCUGGAAACCCUAGUUUUCUUUCUGUCUUCUGCUUGCGAUUCCCUUUUGCCCGUUUCUUCUGUGUCUUGAUUGUUGUUGUUGUUGUUGUUGUUUUGAUUUGAUUUGUUUUGUUUUGCUCGCCUUUCCUUGCCUCGUAAAUCGUAAUUACUCUGCUGCUUCGCCGAGCUUGGAGAAUUUCUUGGGGGGUGGUUGGUCAUUUUCUGUGAACCCUUUCCGUUGUUCCGUGACUAUGUUUGUCUGUCUAUUCCACCGCUAUCGCAAGUCACGCUGCUCUAUUUGCCUCCAGGUUGUCAAUGGACAUGCACAAAUCAACAGAAAAGCUGGGUAAUGAUGCAAAUAGCAGGCAUGAAGGAAGUGAGAAUAAUGAAUGUGUAAGGCUAGUCAUAGCUAAUGAAGCAAGUCCUUUGGAAACAGAGAUUCUACAGCCUAGAGCUAAAUYAAAAAUUAAAUCCUUCAAGUGGUGGAUCAAAGUCUCACUAUGGUGCAUUAUCAGUAUCGUAUUUCUUCUUGCUUUCUUCAAGUGGGGAGUGCCGUUUCUUUUUGAGAAGGUCAUUAUCCCAAUCAUGCAGUGGGAAGCUACUGCCUUUGGUCGACCUAUGCUUGCACUUACGCUUGUUGCUUCUCUGGCACUAUUUCCUGUAUUUUUUAUCCCCUCUGGCCCUUCAAUGUGGUUGGCUGGGAUGAUUUUUGGCUAUGGCCUUGGGUUUGUUAUUAUAAUGGUUGGAACAACUAUUGGGAUGGUCCUGCCGUAUUUAAUUGGAUUAUUCUUCCGUGACCGCAUUCAUCAAUGGUUAAUGAGAUGGCCUCAAAAAGCAGAAAUGCUCAGGCUUGCUGGGGAAGGGAGCUGGUUUCGUCAAUUUCAAGUUGUUGCACUCUUUAGGGUUUCACCAUUUCCGUACACUAUUUUCAAUUAUGCGAUUGUGGUAACAAGUAUGAGGUUUUGGCCCUAUUUGUGUGGGUCAAUUGCAGGAAUGAUACCAGAGGCUUUCAUUUACAUUUACAGUGGUCGGCUAAUGAGGACACUAGCAGACGUCCAAUAUGGAAAACAUCACCUGACGACGGUAGAGAUUGUGUAUAAUGUCAUCUCCUUCAUCAUCGCGAUCAUCACUACGAUUAUUUUCACUGUUUAUGCAAAAAGGACGCUGAGCAAGCUUCAAAUGGCACAAGAUGAUGGAAAAUAUUCUGCCUCUCACCCUGGCAGUUUCGAGGUGGAGAAUCUUUCACCCGAAAGAUCCUCAAUUGAUGUGAAGAGGGAAGAUAGAGCAGUCGAAGAAGUCAUCGGGGAGAUUACCUACAAAAUAAGAGUGGCAGGCAUGCUCGAUAGGGUGGAAAAGGCACCUAGACGAGAUCAAUUGGGAGCAUGGUGAAGGGGUAGAGUUAUUUUAGUCAAAGACUCGAGUUUACUUAGCAUCGAUCGGGAACUUCAAUGAACUAGGUAAGAGAGAAUGUUGUGGUCAUGCUCAUCAAAGGUUGCAUGCCCAAGAGGCCUCACUCAUUAUGUAUUGAUACAAUAUAACUAAAUUUGUAGUUUGUUGUUUAUAUAUUAGUUUUGAGUGCAAGUGACUUCUCACCACUUUGAAGAACGCAAGAUCCCACGCUGUAUAAAAAUAAUUUUCUUGCCUAAAAGCCAAGUAGUGAAGUGCAAUUGUGACACCUACCAUGCAUUCAUGAA
This is a messenger RNA of Momordica charantia (bitter melon), 1710 nucleotides long. Its product is annotated as SNARE associated Golgi protein family. NCBI's taxonomy places the organism in Eukaryota, Viridiplantae, Streptophyta, Magnoliopsida, Cucurbitales, Cucurbitaceae. The record is from RefSeq and is a predicted model, not a curated record.